This is a messenger RNA of Pogona vitticeps (central bearded dragon), 1484 nucleotides long. Lineage: Eukaryota; Metazoa; Chordata; Lepidosauria; Squamata; Agamidae. The record is from RefSeq and is a predicted model, not a curated record.
AAGGAGGGCAGGAGUGAGGCAAGGCAGCCCAAGGGGUCUCCGGCUUGCAGGAAACACCAGGCAGAGCCAGCCUCUCUCCCCCACCCCGCCAUCAAGCCAACCGGGCUACCACCCAUGGCUACCGGCACGUUCCUCCUGCUUGCCACCUUGGCCUUGACUAUCUCGGCUGUGCCUUCCUUGAUGAGAGAGGCGGCCACCUCAAAAUCAUCCUGUAAGCCGCAGAUCCGAUACCGCAAGCCUUCCCUGGACACCCUUCCGUGGCCAGGGUAUUGGGUGCCCCUGAUGAUCAUCAUUGGGGGCUGCUGUGGCCUGGCCUGGUGCAUCCUCUACAUGACCUACAACAUCAGCCAAAGAGGAGAGGAGGAGUCGACGCAGCUUCCCAGCAAAGCGGAAGAGCCAGCCGUACCCUUGGAUGGCCAGAAAACCUGGAGCAGGACAUUAUUUCGAGCUGAUCCUGACGUUUCCAACAUGGGGACGGAGAACUCUCCCUGGGUGGAAGGCAUGGCCGGGAGUGAGAGGAUUGGGAGCUCGGACCGGCUGGAAAAGAAAUUCACCAACGAGGGGAUCGGGAGCUCUCCCUGGCUGGAAAGCAGGACAACCACCGGUGAGAGGAUCGGGAGCUCAGCCUCACUGGAAAAGAAAUUCACCAACGUGGGGAUCGGCAGCUCUCCCUGGCUGGAAAAUAACCUCGCCAGGGAGCCAGAGAGGAGCACCAUUCAACUGGAGCGGAAAGCCACCAGCAAAAGGACUGGGAUGUUUAGCCAGCCAUUGGAAAGUCCUGCCGUAGCCGAGAGGGUCGGGAGCUUUACCUACUUUGAGAAUAAUGCUCUGAGUGAGAGGAUCGGAAGCGCUGCUCUGCUGGAGAAUAACAUGGCAAGGGAGAGGAUGGGCGGCUCUUCUCCUUCUCAGGAGACAUGUCUCCCUGCCAGUGAGAGGAGCAGAAGCGUCCCUCAGCUGGAAAAUAAAAUCCCCACCCAAACAACCGAAGGGCCGGACUCUCUGGGGGCAUCUGGGCCACCUCCACAGUGGCCUGGCUGGGGCGAAGAAGCCAGCAGCGGCAACCUCUGGCGUUUCAUGGAGAAAGAGCUGGAGAGACUCCUGGGGGCCUUGCGCCUUCACCACUCCAGCACGCCAACCCCUCCGGAGGAGCCCCCCAAGCUACCGAACGAGGAGCCCCCCAAGCUACCGAACGAGGAGCCCCUCAAGCUACCGAACGAGGAGCUCCCAGUGCCCCCUUCUCCAGCUACAGAGGCACCACGUCCUCCUCCAGCUACAGAGGCACCAAAUCCUCAGGCCAAGGCAGCAUCUAGCUCCCUGGAAAGCCAGGAGAAUCAGCCCUGGAUGCUGUUUAUCAUCCACGAGACCAAACUGGCUGAGGGGAUAGAGAUGACCCAAGACUUCCGGCUGCCUGAGGCCAAGGACAAGCCCAGCGCCCUCCCAUCCCCCGCUCCAUGUACGGAAAGGGAGUCGGACCUCAUUUCGAG